UUGAUGUCACUGCCGCACCUGCGCAGCCAUCUUGUACUUCGAGCGAGGAGCGUACACAGAAAGAAAUCAAAAGGAUCAAAUAAACCUGUCAAAUCAGAAGACAAUAGGAAUGUCGCUAAACGUUAUAUAGCCCCAUAACGAUUAGACACCCAAGAAGGACAAGGUUAGGUAAACAAGACGGUGAAAUAGACAUUCAAGUGCUUUGGAUAUCGAGACCGACAAGUCAUCUUUUGCUUGUGAGUGAGAGGAGGAAGGGACAGUCAAAUCGCCGAAAGAAAAACACAUCCCGAACGUCAGUCAAAUCAUGAAUCCAGAAUAUGACUACCUGUUCAAGCUCCUCCUUAUUGGUGACUCCGGUGUGGGAAAGUCCUGUCUUCUGCUCCGUUUUGCUGAUGACACCUACACAGAGAGCUACAUCAGCACCAUCGGUGUUGACUUCAAGAUCCGCACCAUCGAGCUGGACGGCAAGACCAUCAAACUACAGAUUUGGGACACUGCUGGUCAGGAGAGGUUCCGCACCAUCACCUCCAGUUACUACAGGGGCGCCCACGGCAUCAUCGUGGUCUAUGAUGUCACAGAUCAGGAGUCGUACAACAAUGUGAAGCAGUGGCUGCAGGAGAUCGACCGCUACGCCAGCGAGAACGUCAACAAGCUGCUGGUGGGGAACAAGUGUGACCUCACCACCAAGAAAGUAGUAGACUACACAACAGCCAAGGAGUUUGCCGACUCCCUGGCCAUCCCCUUCCUGGAAACGAGUGCCAAGAACGCCACCAACGUGGAGCAGGCCUUCAUGACCAUGGCUGCUGAGAUCAAGAAGAGGAUGGGCCCCGGGGCCACGGCUGGAGGGGACAAGCCCAACCUGAAGAUAGACAGCACCCCUGUCAGGCAGUCUGGAGGGGGGUGCUGUUAAACUGGACUCUGUUCUGGAUGCUCUCCUCUUCUUCACCCUCCCUGCUCUGGGCUUCACUUCCUCCACCUCUUAAUCCCUCAGCCUCCCUCCCAUCUCCCGUUCUCUUACUCUUGCCGCGGGAUGGGUGGUUGGAUCGGGAGAGGUUGAGAGGAGGGGUGAGAACUGGGGACUGACUUUAAGACCGUAUCUCCCCCCCAAAAAAGUAAAGAGAAAAGUUAGGUGGGGGUUAGGUUGAGAACUUUUUUUUUCUUUUUUUCCGAGCGAUGAGUCAGGAACGUAAACAGAUAUGAGAAAAGAUUGGUAUUGACUUAGAGGAGAACUGGGUGAUAGAAGAUUAGGUUUUAGAUUCCGGCGAGCGCUUAUCUCUCUCCCUCUCCUGUGUACACACACACACACACACACACACACACACACACACACACACACACACACACACACACACACACACACACACACACACACACACACAGAGACAGAACAGGGGGCGGAGUGAUUCUCCCAUAGGAAGUCGUCACAGGUGAGGUUUUCUUUCCUUUAGGCUAUGUCUGUCAAUAGCAAAAUUCAGUUUAGAGUGCUACAAUAAUCUGUCAUUUAUGUAUUGGACCUGUUUUUAUCUCAGACUGCUGGGGUGCCUUGUAGUCAUGGCGACAUGUCACCAUCUUAAGUCUGUUUAUAGGUAUCAAGUGAGUGACGUGUUCAAUCUAGCCUACGGUCUACGUUCUACAUGCAAUAGUAACACUAAUGCACUAUUUAUACCCAUGUAUCCAUCCAUCCAUUGUAGGACCUGAAUUGGCGUUGGGGCAGACUGCAGACAGUCAUGCACCACUACCAGCGUACUAACUACUGAGAGGAUACGGGUAUCUAGGAUACGGGUAUCAUAGAAAUAGAAUGAGUAGACUGGACUCUGAAGGAAGGCCUCAGCAGAGAGCGGAGAGACGUACACUUUGUCUGUGUGGAGAAGAGGGUGCUGGGAUGGAUAGCUCUGACUCCUCGUAGAGCCUGAGCUUUAGGUUGAUUCGACACAGAACAGGAUAACUUUUGGUUGAACUUGGAAUCACUCCUUCCCUUCAUCCCUCUACAUGCAGACGGGAGGAUGUAGUGAGAGAGACUCUUGGUUUUUGAGUGUUUUAAAUAUACUGUAUGGUGUUAGUUAGCUCACAUCACUCCUCUUGUUAGGAUUUCACAUGUAAAGACAAAACAAAAAAAAUGACACAAAUAUUUGAGAUAUGCUUAAGUCAUGUUUGUAUGUCUUUAAGUUGUCAGGACUCUAUAUUACAGUAUGCCCAAGGUGGUUCUUCAACAUAAACAGACAGUGUACACACACACACACACACACACACACACACACACACACACACACACACACUGAGGACGGGGCAUGACGUAGUACUAGAUUAGUGGAGGGAGUAUGUAGGUGCUUGGGCAAGUGAUAUUCAACUAAUUAACAGGACAUAUGAAACAAGAAAUUGGCAAUAUUCUGUCUUCAUAUUCAUAGAUUAUUGUUCAUCUUAUUUUAUUGUUAUUACAAUGAUUUUAUUAUUUGAUA
Salvelinus namaycush (lake trout) is the source of this 2456-nucleotide messenger RNA. RefSeq names its product zRAB1B, member RAS oncogene family a (gene rab1ba). The coding region runs from base 305 to 910 and encodes 201 amino acids. The transcript has 6 exons. Gene Ontology annotation, molecular function: GTPase activity; GTP binding. NCBI's taxonomy places the organism in Eukaryota, Metazoa, Chordata, Actinopteri, Salmoniformes, Salmonidae. The record is from RefSeq and is a predicted model, not a curated record.